Messenger RNA from Gordionus sp. m RMFG-2023, 2250 nucleotides. Its product is annotated as oxysterol-binding protein 1-like. Gene Ontology annotation, cellular component: plasma membrane; perinuclear endoplasmic reticulum; intracellular membrane-bounded organelle. The record is from RefSeq and is a predicted model, not a curated record. Bases 1 to 2250 code for a protein of 749 amino acids. Gene Ontology annotation, molecular function: sterol binding. The transcript has a single exon. Lineage: Eukaryota; Metazoa; Nematomorpha; Gordioida; Chordodea; Parachordodidae.
AUGGAUGUGUCGAGGAAGAGCGCUUUGAAAAAUAGCGAAGUUCAAGAGGAGCCCGAAUUUAAAGGAUGGCUCAUGAAAUGCUCUCGAUAUUUAAAACUUUAUAGGAGACGUUGGUUUAUAGUGUCGAAUGGUUUGUUGACCUAUUACGAUUCCCACGAACAAAUGACGCGGAAAUGCAAAGGAGCAUUAAGAUUGGAUGAUGCGCAAAUAGAUUCUGUUAGCAAAGUUAAAUUUGUUAUUUCUAUACCCGGGAGGGCUUCUCUUUACCUCAAAGCGAGCAAUGAAAAUGAAAAGAUAAGAUGGAUACAUGCGAUAGAGUUAUCCAAACAAAACUCCAUGUUUCGAGAUCAAUUAGGAAACGAAGAUUGGAAUGUCAUCGCUCGAGACAGCCCUUCCAUUUACUUGCAAAGGAGGUUGGAGCUCGAAAGUUUGAUAUCAUUAUUGAAUAGCAAAAUAAAUGACCUCGAUUCUGAGCGAAAAGAUUUGGAGAAAAGUCAUCAAAGAUCUGAAACACUGAUGAAAGAACUGGUCAAAUAUUUUGAACGUCAAAAACUUUCGACAAAACUAUUUUUUGACAGCGCCGAUGCCAUUAAUGACUUUAGGAUCAAGGCUAAAUCUAUUAUAGAAAAUUUUUCGGAAUAUGCGCAAUAUGUUAAAGUUCACAAUGAUAAAUGGAGACGCGUUUUGCAGAAUGAAAGGGAAACCAGAGUUUACUUAGAGGAUAUGUUACAACAUUUGGCUAAAGAUCAUAUUACGCUAGAGAAUCAAGCUAGAAAGUUAUCCACGGUCUCGGAGUUUAACGAUGCAUUCCAAGAUGCAAGAGAUGCUCUAUACGAAGACUUAGUGGUGUAUUUGCCUGGAAAAUUUCCGUACAAACAAUCAAUAAUGGACGACUCUAUGAGAUCAACAUCAGAGAAUUCACAGUUCCUAGAAUUGCCAAAGGCUAUCGUGCGUACAAAACGGGAUAGCAGAAAAUCAUCCGUUUUUAUUGGCCAAGGUCAGAUAACAGAAUUGGGAAAGAGCGAAAAAUCCUUAUUAGAAAAAGAAGAUUUGUCACAAAUAUUAACUUCAAAAAUUUGCGACAUAAAGCCUCGCCCCAAAUCAAAUAUAAGCAUAUGGAGCAUUGUUAAGAACUCGAUAGGGAAAGAUUUGUCUAAAAUACCGAUGCCCGUUGCCUUCAAUGAACCUAUUUCGAUGUUGCAAAGAAUGACAGAGGAUUUAGAGUAUUACGAUCUUCUAGAUCAGGCUGCAAAAAGUAAAGAUAGCCAACAAAUGGCUUAUGUAGCUGCUUUUGUAGCAUCAAAUUACAGUGCUCCGAUAGAACGCACUACGAAACCUUUCAAUCCCAUGUUAGGGGAGACUUUUGAAUUCGACCGUGUUAAAUCAUUUGGGUGGAAGUCACUGUCCGAACAAGUCAGCCACCACCCUCCUAUCACAGCCAUUCACGCGGAAGGCUCAAAUUGGCAGUUUUGGCAGCAAUAUACGAUGGAAAGCAAAUUCAAAGGCAAGGAUAUCCAAAUACUACCAUUGGGUAUAUCUCACUUGAAAUUUGCUGAUGGAAAACAUUACACAUGGACCAAAAUAUACACGACCGUGCACAACAUAAUAGUGGGGAAUUUGUGGAUCGAAAAUCAUGGAGAAAUGGACAUAAUAGAGCACAAAAACAAAAUCAGUUGUCAUCUCUCUUUUCCCAAUUACAGUGUUUUUUCAAACGAUAACUUUAAGGUGACAGGUUUGGUGUUGGAUAAGGACCAAACAGCUCUCUGGCUUCUCAAUGGGAGGUUAGACGAAGAUCUCAAGUGCUCUCGUAUAAAGGAGAUGAAGGACGGCAAAAUGGUUUGCGAUGAUAAUUCAAUUCAAACCAUAUGGUCCAGAAAGGACCCCUCCCAUAUCUUGAAGGAUACAUAUAAUUUUUCAGACUUCACCCUGAAAUUGAAUUCCCCGGAGAGCGAUAUAGCUCCCACCGAUACCCGCUGGCGGAACGACAUCAGGUGUCUGGAGCAAGCUAAAUUGGAAGAAUCCGACAGCAUCAAGAAUAAAUUGGAAGAUUGUCAGAGACAACGGCUAAAGGAAUACUUCGAUUCCGAAAAAGGCAACAAGGUAUGGAAACCAACGUGGUUCGAGUUGAGAAGCGAUCCAGAGGCAGAUUCGCAGUGUUACACAUUUACUGGAAAAUAUUGGCAAUAUAAGGCUAACAAAGAUUGGACCACUUGUCCAAUAAUAUUUCCUGCCAACGUCAAUACCGCGUAA